Molecule: messenger RNA, 1086 nt
Organism: Prunus armeniaca (apricot)
Lineage: Eukaryota; Viridiplantae; Streptophyta; Magnoliopsida; Rosales; Rosaceae
Source: the annotation of a GenBank genome assembly
AUGGGAGCCCAGAAGAGCAUCCAUGCUGGCAAAGCGAAGAUUGAUGUUAAUGUCGAUUUCACUCACAAGCUUUGUGCUUCAUUGAUGCUUCCUCCUUUGAGUAAUGGCAGUGGCAGUCCUCUCUCUCUGAUAAUUGGGAGUCUUUGCAUCAAACAUCCAAACUUAUUUGGUGGAAGUGAGAAGCUUGAUGUGUCAUGGGAUAAGGGCCUGUAUGAUUCUAAUGUUUUAAUGGCUUAUAGAAGACCAAGACCUGAAUGGCUAGCUCAACAGUCUUUUAUAGUCCAGCAUUCUAUUUCACCCGAGAUAGGGGUUCAUGGAAUUCCCAUGGACAAUUUCUCACGUUCAGGUAGUGGAGGUGUAAAUUUGUCUCGAUUAUCAGUAGGCAUGGAUUUGAAUGAGCCUGCAAGUUCCAAAUGGAGUAGCACAACUAGCAUAAAGUUCGAGCAUGUCCGGCCACUGAAUGAUAAUGGCCAGUCUAUGAGCCGAGAUCUAGAUGGAUUUCCUGUCACAUGCAGUGGAAGUCCCCAUGAUAGCAUGGUAAUUCUAAAGCAAGAAUCUCGGUAUGCAAAGGCAAAUGAUCACAGUUUUUUUCAUUUCAGUCUGCAGAUAGAACAAGGGAUACCAGUCCUAUCUAAGUGGCUAAUCUUCAACAAGUUUAAGUUUGUUGCAUCAAAGGGAGUCAAACUUGGACCAGCAUUUCUCUUGACGAGAAUGACAGGUGGUUCCAUUGUAGGGGACAUGGCUCCUUACCAAGCAUUUGCAAUUGGAGGUCUUGGCAGUGUGCGAGGGUAUGGUGAGGGUGCAGUGGGGUCUGGUAGAUCGUGCUUAGUUGCAAAUACCGAAUUGACAUUGCCUUUUAACAAGAUGCUGGAAGGCGCUGUUUUCUUGGACUGUGGAACUGAUUUGGGGUCUGCUCAUCAUGUACCUGGAAACCCAGCCUUGAGGCAAGGUAAACCAGGAUCUGGAGUUGGACUUGGAUAUGGCCUUCGUCUCAAAUCACAGUUUGGCCAUUUUGUGGUUGAUUACGCCUUAAAUGCCUGUCAACAAAAAACAGUCUAUUUUGGCAUCAGCAACCUGGCUUCAUGA